AUGCCUACAGAUGUGGCGGGGGCUGAAGUAGAAGAUGAUCAGUCUUUAUCACUUCCUGGUAGUGAGUCUAUUACGCUUUUAACGAGGCGUUUGAACUGCAUUGGGGAGUUAACGCAUAAACUGCGUCUGUGCCAGGACGAAGAGAUGAGUCGUUUUCAAAAUGUUAUAGAUGCACUAAACAAAGAGGAGGCACGUAUUUGGAGGCAAUUUCAUGUUGUCGACGUGCGGCACAUGGAGUUGAUGGCUUCUUUUGGACUUCCGGCGGAGUCGUUGAAUACAGCAUUGUUGUGGGACGAGAUGUACCAUUUAUCUUUAACAGAGGUGGAGUUGCAGAUUAUGGAGACUAAGGCCGAGGAGAAUAUUCACUCCUUGCGAGCGCGUAUGGCUUAUCGCUGUCUAGGGGGCAGUGACAAUGUUAUCACUUCUUUUAAUGAAAAACUUGUAUUUGCGCGUUAUCACAUUUCGCGGGCGGCGGCACCCUCUGGUCUUUGCCAUCAUCCAGAAGGGGGCGCACCCCCUGCUCUGCUGACAAACGCCUUUAUAAAAUCGGAUUCCGCUUGCAAUAUGGAUAGUACGAAUGACACAGCUUUUUUAGAAACUGAAACGGACAGCACACAUGUUUCUUCAUUGGAAUUGAAGGAGCUUGUGACGGCCAUUAACAGCUCCAAGGGUGCAUCACGGAAAGUGCGUGAUGUCCUGUACCGUUUCGCGUCUGUGUCUCCACCCUUAGUUCUUCAACGUGAUAAAUGUGGGGAAACUCCUCUUCACAUCGCAUGCGGCUUGUGUAAACCAUCGCUGGAUGUGAUUGGAGAACUACUGCAUGCGGGAGCCAAUGCCAGCGUCAAAGAUGCUGCCGGCUUCACCCCUUUUCACUUGGCUUGUCUUCACACACGGGAUGACAACAGUUUGCUGAUACAACUCUUGCUGGAGAGUGGCUGUGAUGUAAAUGUGCGCACCACUGAAGGCGAGACAGCGGCGCAUUUGUGUGCCGUGGAUGAUAAGUAUUUCCAUUCACUACAAUUUUUGUAUCAUGUGGGAGCUGAUUUUUCAGCAGGGGCUUUUUUCGAGGCGUGUGGUGCACUCCCAUGGAUGUUGCACGCGCCAACGGAGAAAAAGCGUCCUGCAUUUUUAACUUUUUGA
Molecule: messenger RNA, 1140 nt
Organism: Trypanosoma rangeli
Lineage: Eukaryota; Euglenozoa; Kinetoplastea; Trypanosomatida; Trypanosomatidae
Exons: 1
Coding region: 1-1140 (379 amino acids)
Molecular function (GO): protein binding
Source: RefSeq, a predicted model, not a curated record